Ogataea haglerorum is the source of this 1518-nucleotide messenger RNA. RefSeq lists its product as uncharacterized. Gene Ontology annotation, cellular component: plasma membrane. Lineage: Eukaryota; Fungi; Ascomycota; Pichiomycetes; Pichiales; Pichiaceae. Gene Ontology annotation, biological process: transmembrane transport; carboxylic acid transport. Gene Ontology annotation, molecular function: carboxylic acid transmembrane transporter activity. The transcript has a single exon. The coding region runs from base 1 to 1518 and encodes 505 amino acids. The record is from RefSeq and is a predicted model, not a curated record.
AUGGAAGACUCAAAGGUGACCGAGGUCCAAGAGGAGACCUUCGAGGCCGGCUCCCAUGUGAUGGCAUACGAUAGAGAAGGCAGAUCCGCCCGAUUCGCCAAGAAGAAGUCGCUUAGUGACAUCUUCACGAUUAUCUGUGCCGGCGCGGCCUUGUUGUCAGACGGGUACCAGAACAACUGCAUGAACAUGCUAAACUCUGUGUUCGCUGUGAAAUAUCCCAAGACGUACGACAACACGAUGAAGACCCGUGUCUCCAACGCACUGCUCGUUGGAGCUGUGCUUGGGCAGGUCGUGGUGGGCGUGACCGGAGACUAUCUCGGAAGAAAAUGGGCCAUCCUGACCACCACCUCGAUGAUUGUGAUCGGUACGAUCCUCGCCACUGCCGCCCACGGCACCACUACGGAGGGCAUGUUCUGGAUGAUGAUUGUCGCAAGAGGCAUCACCGGUUUUGGUGUUGGGGGAGAGUAUCCUGCCAGCUCAACUGCGGCGUCGGAGUCCACCAACGAGGCUACCCGAAAACGAGGAGGGCUGUUCAUUUUGGUGACGAACUUGCCACUCGCGCUCGGCGGCCCCUUUGCCCUGAUCGUGUUCCUGAUCGUCUACCCUGCCACCGGCAGCGGCGCCCACCUGUCCACCACCUGGAGAGUCAUGCUUGGCAUUGGGUGCAUUUGGCCGCUCGCAGUGUUCUACUUCAGAUUCAAGAUGGCCACCUCCGUGCUCUACAAGAAGGGGGCCAUCAAGAAGAACGUGCCCUACUGGCUUACGUUCAAGUACUAUUGGCGCAGGCUCCUCGGAACCUGCGGCUGCUGGUUUAUCUACGACUUUAUCACCUUCCCAAACGGCAUCUUCUCGUCCACCAUCAUCUCGUCGGUGCUGCACGAUAAGUCUGACCUGGAGAAGGUUGCGGAGUGGAACUUGCUGCUCGCAAUCAUCGGCAUCCCUAUGCUGUUUGUCGGCGCCUACCUCGCAGACAAGAUCGGUAGAAAGCACACCAUGUGCAUUGGCUUUGCGGGCUACCUUGUCAUCGGCCUUAUUAUCGGCUGCUCGUACAAAAAAAUCACCAAGAUCGUGCCGCUCUUCAUUAUUUUCUAUGGCAUUUUCAACGGGUUUGGAAACCUGGGACCAGGAAACAUCCUGGGUCUCGCUUCUGCAGAGUCGUAUGCCACGCCUGUCCGUUCGACGCUGUACGGUCUCUCCGCUGCCUUGGGCAAAACAGGAGCUGCCGUUGGAACCCAAGCCUUUACUCCGAUCCAGAACAACCUCGGAAAACAAUGGACUUUCAUCAUUGCUGCACUCCUGGGCCUCACUGGUGUCGUUAUCGCCUUCCUGUGUAUUCCCCACUGUCUCGAAGAUGACCUCAUGCUGGAGGAUAUCAGAUACCUUAGCUAUUUGAGAUCCCAUGGCUGGACCGGCGACUUUGGCGCGGAGGACGAGAUCGACAGCUACGAACAGAAGGCCUCCAGCCUGGACGACAAUGCGAUAAUUGAGAAUACCGAGACCGUGUCCGAGUCCACCUAA